Molecule: messenger RNA, 597 nt
Organism: Colletotrichum graminicola M1.001
Lineage: Eukaryota; Fungi; Ascomycota; Sordariomycetes; Glomerellales; Glomerellaceae
Product: ran-interacting Mog1 protein
Exons: 3
Coding region: 1-597 (198 amino acids)
Biological process (GO): protein import into nucleus
Cellular component (GO): nucleus
Molecular function (GO): guanyl-nucleotide exchange factor activity; small GTPase binding
Source: RefSeq, a predicted model, not a curated record
AUGACCCGAUACAAGGGAACUCCCCUCUACGGCGGGGCCCUAGUCGCAGACCUUCCUGAGAAGUUCGCCGACGUCAGCAAACUCCGGGAGGUCCCCGACAACCAGGAGGUCUGGAUCGACUCGGACGGCUUCACUAGCAUCAUCUUUGACAUAACAGAGCGCGUCGGCCCCGCAGGGAGCAGCCCCGAGAUCGACGGCCGCGCCAUGACGACGCACCUCGAGGAGCUCGUUGGCGAAGACAUUGACACCGUAAAAGUGUGGAACACGACCGAGACAUCCUUUUCAAGGCUCAGCCCCGACUUCCCCGCCUAUACCCUCAUCGCGACUCAGACACCCCACACCAAGCCUGGCUCCAAAUCCGGCUCGUCAGCUCCCGACUUCACGGCCAUCAUCCUGACGCUACUCCGCCUCGAGAAAGAGUCGACCGACAUCCUCGUUACCAUCAACGUGCCGCACAUCAAAGGCGAGUACGAUGAGGCCGACGUUGACCUCGAGCUCGGGAAGCAGGGCAAGCUCAUCGGCGACGCCGUCGAGUAUGCUGCCCGCAUCUGGGAGACGUUCAAGGUCAAGGACUGGACGCUGUUCCAGGAGGUUUGA